Messenger RNA from Trichomycterus rosablanca, 6659 nucleotides. RefSeq names its product uridine-cytidine kinase 2a (gene uck2a). The transcript is spliced from 8 exons. Bases 308 to 991 code for a protein of 227 amino acids. Lineage: Eukaryota; Metazoa; Chordata; Actinopteri; Siluriformes; Trichomycteridae. The record is from RefSeq and is a predicted model, not a curated record. Gene Ontology annotation, molecular function: ATP binding; ribosylnicotinamide kinase activity. Gene Ontology annotation, cellular component: cytoplasm.
GCAGCAGCACCACGAUCCCGAUAACACACACGCUGUCCGGCAACCUUUCCUCAUCGGGGUGGCGGGUGGUACUGCCAGCGGAAAGACUUUUAGCGUAUCCAAUUACCCCAUUGCAUUACUCUUCCUCUCUGCUGAUGCUGAUCCCUGUCCUGAUUGAGGAGAGCAAGAAUGACACAUGCUCCCUCAGACACGUGUGCUGUAGCCGACUUCAUCUUUUCACCUGUACGAGGCGAGUUCGUAUGCGAAUCAGCUUUGUGUAUGGAGAGACACACCCUGAUUGACUCUUGUGCAGGUGUCAUGGAAAAAUAUGUCGUCAGUGUGUGGGAAGAUUAUGGAACUUCUUGGACAAAAUAAGAUUGACCAUCACCAAAGGCAGGUAGUCAUCCUCAGUCAGGACAGCUUCUACAAUGUGCUUACUGCAGAACAGAAGGCUAAGGCUCUUAAAGGACAAUACAACUUUGACCACCCAGAUGCAUUUGAUAACGAACUGAUAGUAAAAACGCUGUGGGACAUCAUGGAGGGAAAGACAGUUCAUAUUCCAGUCUAUGACUUUGUAACUCAUUCCAGGAAGAAGGAAACAGUGACUGUGUACCCAGCUGAUGUGGUGUUGUUCGAGGGCAUUCUCAUGUUCUACUCGCAGGAAAUCCGGGAUUUCUUUCAGAUGAAGCUGUUUGUGGACACGGAUGCAGAUACACGACUCUCGCGCAGAGUCUUGAGAGAUAUUAGUGAGCGAGGAAGGGACCUGGAGCAGGUCCUAAGCCAGUAUAUCACAUUUGUGAAGCCUGCAUUUGAAGAAUUCUGCCUGCCAACGAAGAAGUACGCCGAUGUGAUUAUCCCAAGGGGAGCCGAUAAUCUAGUUGCCAUAAAUCUGAUAGUGCAGCACAUCCAGGACAUCCUGAAUGGUGGCUUGACCAAACGUCUGAGUGGCUGUCUUAACGGUCAUACUCCUCACAAGCGCCAGGCCUCGGAGUCUAACAGCCGGCCACACUGAUAUACUCUUCUCCUCAGCAAUGAAGGACUUAAAGUGGGGUCAGGUUGGGUGGUGUUUGUACAUACUGACAGUUAACGGUGUAUUUAAAGCAAGAAAUUUAAGAAAUGCCUUCUUUGAUUUUGUACUAUUGUAUUAUUAUUCUGUGUUUUGGACAGACUGCUGCGCUUCACUGUGGAGGGAAAAUGUUUCUGGUUUAGAAUUUCGAGUUUCCUCCUAAUUUUUGCCCUUUAUUUUAUCCAUCAGCCCCCUGUUUACAAAGUUAUUACUGAAGAUAAAGGUUAUUGUACGUGUUACAGCUCAGUAAUUUCAUGUUUUAUGCUUUGAAUAAGGCUAGUGAUAUAAUUACAUUAUGGCCUCAAGUAUGUGCACAUUCCUAAUUAUUGAGUUCAGGUGUAUAAAAUGAAUAUGAAAUGAAAUAAAUUAUAUAAAAUAAAACAUAGGCUUUUGAGUAUAGGCUUGGCAACAGUUUGUUAAAGGAUUUUCCCUGUUCCAGCAUGACUGUGUCCUUGUGCACAAAGUCCAUAAAGACGAGCUGGACAGGUUUGGUGUGGAGAAACUCUAGUGGCAUGCACUAGAUCCCAUCCGCAUUAAAUACUUUUGGGUAUUGGGAUUGGGUUGUUGAUUCCGAGCCAAGCGUAUUUAUCUAACAUUCGUGCCAGACCACAUAAAUGUUGUUUUAACAAAAUGGCCAAAUAUUUCCACAGGGCAACAUAACCGAUAUGGUUUUGAAACAUAGGUAUUCAUCAAGCUCAUGAUCAGGUGUCCAUAUAGUUUUGGUUGUACAAUGUAUAAACAAUAGGUCAUUCAUCUGAGAAAAUAUAAUCUGAUGUAAUUUCUGCAUUAUUGCAGUUAAUAAUACAGCCUUCAAAGUAUUUUAAGUUUUUUAAUUUGUUUGAUAUUUUUGUACAAACAGUUAUUACAAUAGAAAAGACAUGGUGCUCAAAGCAGGGAUUCUCAAUCAACACAAUACAUUAGGUAUAUUACUACAUUAUCACUAUACAGUGCAUAAUGCAUUGGUGUGGCCCACAAGACCAGCUUUAGCCUACUGUACUGGCUAAUGUGACAGAAAGAUUCACAACCAUUUAUCUAAAUAGAAAGGUGCUUCUUUCUUAUUUAGUGUUGGUGUUUUCAGGGCUGAACUUGUACUGUAAGAUAAUGGAUGUUCACAAGUCCUAUGCAACGUUUCAACAGGCAACAUUUUGAAUUCUUUAACUCUGAAAAACUUGAAUACUUUUAAAGCAGGUGCCAAUUUAGUAAACCAGUUCCAGUGUCUUUAUUUUACUUUAAGGUAGACUGGAUAAUGCGCUUAUACUGUGUUGUUAAAAGUUUUUGCCCUCUUUUUGACUACUUCUGUUGCAUAUUUGUCACACUCAGUUAAAUGUUUUGUUUUAAAAAUUGAAACAUAACAAAUGACUCAAAUGACAAAUGAGUAGCUGCAACUACGUAAAACACUUCCACCAUCUUUCUACCACCAUUACCGCCACCAUGCUUAACUGUUGGUAUGAUGUUCUUAUUGUGCCUUAUGCCAUAUGUAACAGUUCCCAUGGCUUUCAAAAGUUACAAGUCCACAGAAAACAAACCAAAGGGCUUUUUUACAAAUGUAGGACAAGACAAUGUGUUCCUGGUGGUUAUCAGAGAUCUUGCAACUCUCUUAUUGAUACAAUUUUCUGGUUUCUUUCUAAAGGUGGAAUAAAGAAAGUAAACAUAAUUUGGGUUCUUUUGUAACUUCAUAGAGAAGGCAUUGAUGAGGUCUUGGCCAGCCACUUUAGGCGUAUUUACCAUUGUACCAAGUUUUUUUACAUUUGGAGAUAAUGGUUGUAAUGGCUUUGUAACCAUGAAUGUUUUCUGGAUUUUUGCUUGCAUCAUAGUGUGCCUGCAUGUUGAGAUCAUUUAGCCUACACCACAUGGCUAAAUAUGUUCUGUUUAAGUGAUGUUCCAACAGGGCUGGCAGUAAUAAAACUUUAACCUCUUUAAAUGAUAGGAAAUGAUAAUUAAAAUGAUUGGGAUUACAUUUUGUUUGAAGUUCUAAAACAAUUAAGUGUGGCAAAUAUGCAAAAAUAGAAAAAAAGAAAUUCAAAAGAGGACAUGCUACUGUAUACAUUUUUGUUAUCUGUUAAACACUCAUGAGAAUGGAAGUACUAAGUACUUUUUGGUCACUGGUUUGGUACCACCAAAAGUGCAUAUUAUGUACCAGAAAUGCUGUCAUCAACUAACUACAGAUAAAAACAAGACAUAAAAUAACUAUAAUUUCUCUUUGUGUGACAGUUAUAGUUCAGUGGGAAAGAUGAGGGGCAGUGUGUAUUAAAACAUUCAUCUCUAAAGAUUAGAUUUAGAGCAAUAACUACAUUACAUUUAAUUUAUUUUGUUUGCUUCUGCGUAAUACAUUUAUGCUUCACUACAGCUCUACAUUCUCAAUAAAUGAAAUAAAAUAUACCAUUUUAUACAGUCUUAUGUGAGAACACUUUGUUCCUUAUGGUUGUUUGAAGAACAGAACACACUGUUGUACCUUUAAUGUAUGUUAUAUGGACAAAAGUAUUGGGACUCCCCUUCUCAUGUUUAAUAAUGUGUUUCAGCCAGAACAUUUGCAAACAGGUGUAAUGAAUCAAUUAUAUUAAAAGAUUAUAUGCUAUCAUUUGCAAACAGGUUUAAUGAAUCAAUUAUAUAAGGAAAAUUAUAUGCAUCUAUGCAACAACAGUGUAGAGAAGUCUCUUUCCUGUUCCAGCAUUACCGUUCCCCAGUGCACAAAGUAAGGUCUAUGAAGACAUAAAGAAAAGCUUAAUUUAAAGAAACUCCAGUGGCCUGCACAGAGCCCUGACCUCAACCACACUGAUCAGCCUUGGAGGGAACUGGAGGCUUUCUUGACCAACAUUAAUACCCAGCUAUACAAAAGCUAGUUUAACUGAAUGGGCACAAAUUUCCAUGGACGUUGUCAAGUGGCAGUUGUUUUAACAGAAAAGAUCACAAAGAGUUCACUUUAUUUUAAUAAAGUUGGUUUUUGAAAUGGGAUGUCCAACAAGCUCAUGGUCAGGUGUCCAAAUACUUUUGGCCAUAUGUACUAUCCAGUGUUAAACUAUACCACUCCACUGACAAACAAAAUGUUCAUUUUAGUACUUUUAUUUCUAAAAGUGUAUGGACCAUUACCUUAUUAAGGAUCAAAGCAUGUUUUGACACUUUUUGCCUUAUUAUGUAAUUUUGGUGAUUUUAUGGCUGUUUUUAGCUGAUUUUUAUUAGCUGUUUUGUAGGCUAACUGAACAUGACUCAUCACACAGAAAUAUUUCCAGUACUAUUCAUUAGUUGCAGCAUAAAUACCACUCCCAACAGACAUUAAUAAUCAAGUCUGUGUACGUGUCUGGUUGUUCACUGGCACAGGCACUGGUGGGCUAGCACAUUGGGAUUGCUGCUCCACCCAAGCGCCCACUGCUUAGCAAGUUGCCUUCCACAGAUGUGGAUGCCUGAAUAUUAUAACACAUAUGCAAAUGUUUUUCUGCUUUAAAUAAGAUGAUUCUUUUUUUUCCACAGUUUAAUAAUUUAUACAUAGAAUAAAUUAUAAUCAUACUGUCUGUUAAGACUGCACACACGAGCAAGCAUUUAUUUAAGGUCUAAGUAAAAGUCUACAAAAUUAAAUAACAGAACAAAUCUUAUAAAAUACUAACAACAAAAGAAGUAGUACAACCAAAAAACAUGAAACACUAAAAAUAAUAUAAAAAAUCUCUCGUUGAGUGAACUGGUCUCUCGUUGAAUUACUAUUGCUUGGCCCUCUAUAAAUUUAUAGCUAGACCACUAAUCACCAACAUUGUUCCAGCAACAGCAGAGGUUUCAAAAUUCUGUACCAGAGACAAGGGGCUUCUUUAAUUUAAACACAAAUUGAAUAUGCUGGUAUGAAUGAUUUAUUUGCUUAGAUUUGUUUAAAUGCUGAUUGUCAAAUUAUGAGUAAUAAGUAAAAAUUAGUAAAGUAAAAAUUAGAACUGCUCAUUUAAACAUGUUUUUAGAACAUCUUAGACCCUCAUUGAAGGUUUAGAGGGCCAUGACAGUUCCCCUUUGCAGGCUGCUUUUUGGAAUAGCACUCCCAGGCGAAUUUAAUAACUGGAAAACUUGCCUUGUGUUGAUAUGUUCAGGGGUCAUAUAUUUUUACUUUGGUUAUGGUGUUAAGCAACAUGAAGCACACACCAUAACAGCACUUCAUUCAGCAUGUAACUUGACACCAAAAAUUCUACUGGCAUUCUUGAAUAUUCAGUUUCUUGUAGGGCAAAGUUGCUUUAUCUUUCUUGCUCAGGGCCCAUGUUUAAUCACUGAUUAAUGCAACUUUUCAACAUAUACAUCAGAAACUACAUCAGGGACCUAUACUCUGGCCUUUAUUUUCCUUAAGAUAAACAUACAACUUACUACACCAUACUAUAAUACAGGGUAUUUUAUAAUCCUACAACUCUAAUAUGUCUUUAAUGUGAAUAUAUUUUAGUGAGAUACGGGGGCCAUAGUUCAGUAAAAUAGCGCUGUGCUCUCAGGGUCAAUCAUGUUAUUUUGUGUGCUUUGUUUGAUUAAGAACUGCUGGAUUUCUGCCUGUUACCUUUAGACACAAGUGUAAAUAAAUGUGUCUGCUUUUGACAUUGCAAUACAAUAUUUAUUGUUUGCACAAAUCAGUGUGCUAAUGAUAGAUUACUGGUGUAUUAACCCUAACUAAGCAGCUGUCUCCUGAAUGUAUUAUUCACUCAUGAAUACUAAGUCAAAACACGUAAACCUUUACUUAUGGCAUUUAGCAGUUGCCUUAAUCCAAAGUGACUUACUGUUAAUAAAAUGCACGCAAUUGAGGGUUAUGCUCAGGGGCCCAACAGUGGCAACUUAGCAGUGGUGGGACUUAAACCAGCAACUUUUUGAUCACUAGUCCAGUACUUUUUAGCUAGAGGUACCAUUAUAAUUUACCACAUAUACUUGUUUGGUUUUACAGUCUCUUUAGACAUCAGCUUUAAAAAAAACCAAAAAACAUGCAAUAUACCCUAUAGCAACUGCUUUGAACCAAUUCUAUGUACAGUUAUAAAGGGUAACUACGUUCAUUGCACCCGUCAUAGAACUACUGCUUAACCUCAUUACUAUCUCACAAUACUAUAAUUACAAAUGGUGCAGAUCACUAACAUUAUAUUUGAAUUUAAGUUGUUUAUAUCUUUUAGGUUGGCAUAUGUGAAAUGUACUAUAUGUGUUAUUGUGAAAUACAAUCAUUAACUCAUAUUUAUGUUUGUAUAUAUGUUGUAGUUUUUUUCCAGAUUUAAUGAUGUAAUUCUAAAGGUCAAGCUGUGUAAUGACUGAUUGAGCAGGUGUUUAACCUAAUUUUAACCUAUAUUCUAAGCUAUAAUUUUAAUGCAGGCUGUUUUUAUAAGAGAGAGUUUUAUAACGAUGAAUUAUGAAUAUUUAGUCCUGAUUCCAGCUGUCAGUGAAUAAGAUGCAAGUAUAUUAAAUAUCUAAAAUGAAUAAUAUUUAAUUGCUUGCAAAUAGCUUUAACAAUCAAUUAAAAUACCAGAUUACAAUUCAAAUUAGAAAAAUCGAUGACUCAUGUGUUGUACUUUGUGGCUUAAUGUUCCAUGAUGUAUCUUGAUGUAAAUGUGUAAAGAAUUAAGCUGUUUGAACAGAUAAAUCUAAUGAACUAAUGAACAAAUUAAUAAAAGUUUUGUACAAGAAA